AUGCAGAUAUUCAUUCGCAACCGUACUGGGUUUCUUAUCACGAGAUCGAUUCUUGGCCUUGCAGAGGCCGGCUUUAUUCCGGGCGCGAUGUUUACUCUUUCCAUGUGGUACACACAAAAGGAUAUCACGGUACGAAUCGCCAUCUUUUUCUUUGGUAUGUUUGGCGGGACUGCGGUCGGCCCGUUGAUAGGAGCAGGCUUGUUGAAGUUGGAUGGGAAAGGUGGCCUGUGGGGAUGGCAAUGGAUCUUCCUAGGUGAGGCUUUUCUGAAGAUCGCGCAUUGGUGGCCAUUUGAGCUGACAUUUUCGGUAGUCGAGGGGGUUUGGACUGUGUUGGUUUCAAUCGCACUUCUUGCAUUACUUCCGGGUGGACCAGCCGAUGGUAUCCCUCAAGAUGCGGAGGGUACAACUCACCUUGAUUUGAGCACCGGAGAAUCUUCGCAGCCAAAGAUACCAAUGAAGGUGGUCUGGAAGACUGUGACCAACUUCAGAAAAUGGCCACAUUUUCUUGCCACAGCCUGUGUUUUCGCAACCUGGAGCCCGCUGACGACAUAUACUCCCAGCAUCAUGGUGUCCCUCGGGUUUUCGAGAAUUUCGGCGAAUGCCUUGGCAGCCAUUGGCAACUUUAUAACUCUCCCCGUGGUUCUCUUAUUUGCGUGGGCUGGCGGCAAGCUUCGAAAAUGGGGCUUCACAGUGAUGACUGCGCAGGCGUGCUAUCUGAUCGCACUUAUAGCAUUAAGGUGUAUCCAGCCCCAUGUCGGGACCUGGAGUAAGUUUGGGCUUUGGACCACAGCAAAUGGCCUCGCGGUAGGGUAUCACCCUGUCCACAAUGCUUGGAUUCAAGUCAAUAGCGGAAGCCCCGAGGAACGAAGCAUCAAUAUGGCGUGA
Molecule: messenger RNA, 885 nt
Organism: Penicillium chermesinum
Lineage: Eukaryota; Fungi; Ascomycota; Eurotiomycetes; Eurotiales; Aspergillaceae
Exons: 1
Coding region: 1-885 (294 amino acids)
Biological process (GO): transmembrane transport
Cellular component (GO): membrane
Molecular function (GO): transmembrane transporter activity
Source: RefSeq, a predicted model, not a curated record